UAGGCUGUACAUUGAACGCAAUCUAUCAAGGAUUUCAAAUUGCCGAGGUAGCUUUGCAGCUAGAAUGGAUAUUUUAGGGAAAGAAAUAGAGAAGUUUUUAAAAGCGUGGCACGCUCUUACACAUGAACAGAAGUUCAAUAUGUACCUGAAUGCUAGGUAUAUCAUUCAAACCAUCAAUGUGCAUACCACUGCAAACAGUGUAAAACAGGCCGGGUCAUUGCCUUUUAUGCAGCUCCAAGGAGACUCAAACCACUGUGGUGUCUGUGCUUUUAAUAAUCUGGUUGGUCAAGAAGUUACAACUGUUCAUGAAAUGAAUGAAGCUGCUGAUGAACUGUGGCUCAGACAAUUUGGAUUAUCAAUAACUGAUGAUGUUCAACGCCAUAGGGAUUCAAAUGGGUUUCACUCCUUAGAUACUAUGCUUGCGAUAGCAAGCAAACAUGGAUUAGUUUUCAGCCACUUGAUCUGUGCAUACAGUCCAUAUUAAAAGGAGAAAUUAAACCUGAUUCCUCAGCACUUUUCAUUCAUGAGUUGCGACGCUGCUAUAAGCCCCCAGUUCAGCUGCUGAUAUUAGACAGAGACUCACGUGUAGAGCAUUACACAGCUGCAAAGAUUUACCAGCACAUUAUUUGGUACUUUGACUCACUGAAGUGGAAGCCUUUCACAAUUUCAGCUAAUUACUUGUUGAAGAUAUUGGUACGUGAGACAAGUCUUUCAUUCUCUAAGUAUAGACAAAGACAAUAAUCCUCAGGAACAAAUGUCUUCUCCUGCUAUGGACGUUACUCCAGGGCUAGAUGAUUCCCAGUUUAUAACUGUUAAGUGUCGUCAGUGCAGUAGUCACUAUCCCCUCAGGGAGAUCAACAAGCAUAUGCUUCAGUGUGUGAAGACAUCAAAAUGUGUGGGAUGGGAGAGCAUGGAUUCUCACAAGGACACAGUGGAUGAUGAAAUACUUUGCUUAGACUCUGAUGACACAUCAGGUGAUGAGUUUCCAGAUAUUACAAAACCACCACCAAAAAAGGGUAACGGCCAUUUUGAAUCAAAAUGGAACUUUGUGAGACUACUAGCUAUCAUUCUUAAAGUUUGUAGAACAGAAGUUGCCAGAAGAAAACCUUUUGAAGAAGCUGAUGAAUGUGAAGAUAAUACAAAAAAAGAAGAGCAGGAGAUGAAAGAGCCUAACUUCCAGAUGAACGACAUCAUCCAGCCGACCUGCAAAAAUACUAACAAUGAGGAUCCAGAUGAACUCUUUGAAACACCAAGACACAUCAUAAUGGCAAGAAGAAGAGAAAGUGUAUACGAAGAAUACUGCCGACACCCCCAGGAAAUGUAUAAUACAGGUUGCUCUAGCAUCACCUUUACAGUAAACCCUUAUAAUUAUGCAGAAAUCUUUCCAAAAGGGAUAACUUUACCUUCUCUGAGAGUUGAACUGCAGAAGAUUGAGCCUUACCUGAGAAGACUGUGCAAGACACCAGAUAAUGUUAGAUGGAAGACUUUUCUGAAGGCCUCAACGGAGAAGCAACUCCAACAUGCAAUUAACAAACAUGUUACAACAUGGCAGUUUGAGCACCCAGGAGUUGUUAAUGAGAUGCGAUGUUUUGUUACAAGUAUAUGUGAGGAUGAAUUUCCUGGGCUGACGGUUAAUCCGAUUCGGAUGUCUGAACAUGAAAUACUUCCAGAGGCUAUUAUAUCACUGAUCCAGUGUUUCUAUGGAGUAACAUAUGAAGAAGCUGCCAUCCAUUACAUUCAAAAAACUAUUCCAUGACAAACUCUCUUUCCCUCCCCUCCUGUGGUCCUUACAUGCACUGCAUCAAAUAUUCCAAGAUAGUUUUAUUAACUACCUGCCACACCCCUGAUUCACAUCACAUACUGAAAAAAUGACGUCAGAAAUACCAAAAAAAACGUGCCCCGAUGGACGUAUAUAUACUACACCACAGCCACUCUACUGUCUAACGACACACCCAUGUAUAAUAUUAUACUUCAGAAGUAAUUCCUACUCCACAUCAUGUUAUUCCAUGUCAGGCGCACACAAUCUAGCCCCAGGACUAGGUGAAGGUAGUCCAAAUGGUGAAGACAGUCUGGUCCUGGGGCUACGCAUCAGUAUAAGUCCAGCACAAGGAGGUGGUGAAGGUAGUCCAAAUGGUGAAGACUCCUGGUUGCUUGGUGAAGAAUUAUACCUCAAAAAUACCUAUAUAUAACAUUUCCUUAUAAUAAACAUCAUAUCUAAUGCCAGAAGAGAUCAUUAUUCUUAAUUAUCUGUUCUCCAGGGACCACAGGAGGGAGGAGCCCCAAUGAUGAUUACAAUUUCUGAGGGACUCCAACAAUGUUACACCCACAAGAAGACUUUGUUAACAUUAUAAUAAUGAUUGUGUACAUCACUUGCAAAAUUAAUAAUUAUCGU
Geodia barretti is the source of this 2392-nucleotide messenger RNA. The record is from the annotation of a GenBank genome assembly. Lineage: Eukaryota; Metazoa; Porifera; Demospongiae; Tetractinellida; Geodiidae.